Diorhabda sublineata is the source of this 7727-nucleotide messenger RNA. Its product is annotated as ets DNA-binding protein pokkuri. The coding region runs from base 353 to 1828 and encodes 491 amino acids. The record is from RefSeq and is a predicted model, not a curated record. Gene Ontology annotation, molecular function: DNA-binding transcription factor activity, RNA polymerase II-specific; sequence-specific DNA binding. NCBI's taxonomy places the organism in Eukaryota, Metazoa, Arthropoda, Insecta, Coleoptera, Chrysomelidae. The transcript is spliced from 4 exons. Gene Ontology annotation, cellular component: nucleus. Gene Ontology annotation, biological process: cell differentiation; regulation of transcription by RNA polymerase II.
ACCGACGAGGUCAUUUGUUCGUAUUUGAAAAAAUUCUUUCUAAAACCUUCAUUUGAAAAGCAUAACAAUUUUUUCUCAGUCACAAAUGCAUAACUAAAAUGGAACGAGUUGAAAUUACCUUUAAAUUUUGUCCGAUAAAAAAGUAAUUGAUAUUAUCUAAUCUUCGAAAUACCACAGAUAUCCUGUAAGAAUAUUUCAAUAGUGAUGAAAUUUCCAAAUUUAUCAAAUCGAUUUACUUUGAUAAAUAUCGCCAUUUUGAACAUUGUGUAAUUGAUAUAGGUGUACAAAACAAGUGUUGGUGUCUCCUCAUACCAUUUUGAAGAAUAACACUCUUGAAAUAAUUGAAAAAAUAAUGAAAUUAGUACCAGGACAUCUACCACCGAUUCCUACAAGUUCUACAAUGGAACGUUUGCCGUUACCGUUACCUUUUAACGCAGAUCUUCUUUGGAGAUAUCCAUUGGGUUUUCCAUCCCUGUCACACCAAAACCCUCCUUCGUCCCCACUGUUGGAUUACAAAAGUCAGUUACCAGCCUCCCUGCCCUCAGAUCCAAGAGUAUGGAAUAGAGAAGACGUAACCACAUUCCUUCAAUGGGCCGAACGAGAAUUUGAUAUUCAACCCAUAGAUCAUGAUAUGUUCCAAAUGAACGGGAAAGCUAUGUGCCUUUUAACGAGAACAGAUCUAGCAGAAAGAGCUCCUGGUUCCGGUGAUGUUCUACACAACGUUCUUCAAAUCCUUGUUCGAGAAGCAAAUAAUUUACAGAGAAUGCUACCAAGCAGUCCCGUUACACCAACAUCGAGACAUCCUUACCCGUUAUCUCCACACUCCCAUGCUCCGACACCAAAUUGGAGCAUUCUAUCGCAAAACAACGAUUCUGUUCAUUCAUCUCACGCUGCUUUAGCAGCUCAUAUCAUGGCUCAAAGCAAUUCAGUAACUUUAAGUCCCGCUCCAUCAGUAGAUAGUCAAGCCAGUAGUCCACAACAUGCGGAUAAUCAAGUUUUUAAUCAUUCUAUAUUCAACGUAAAUGGUAGCAACGGUAGCGGUUCGAAUCCUUCAGAUUCCGACGAAGACGCGGUAGAUAAGAAAGGAUACAGUGGAAGUCCUCCAAACACUCCUACUACUUACUCGUUCAUGAGUCAAAUGCCAUAUUUUCCUCCCAGGAGUCCAAAGGAACCUAUUUCAAGUCCUGCAGCUUUCAAAAAUACCGGAAGAGAAUUUUUUCCUAACGAUCCUUCAGAACCCAACACAAAUGGGAGAUUAUUGUGGGAUUUCCUGCAACAACUGUUGAAUGAUCCUGGUCAGAGAUACACCAGUUACAUUGCGUGGAAAAACCGGGAUACGGGAGUUUUUAAAAUAGUUGAUCCAUCCGGUCUCGCCAAGUUAUGGGGCAUUCAAAAGAAUCACCUUUCUAUGAAUUAUGAUAAGAUGUCUAGAGCUUUAAGAUACUACUACAGAGUAAAUAUUUUACGGAAAGUUCAGGGUGAAAGGCACUGUUACCAAUUUCUCAGGAACCCAACCGAACUGAAAAAUAUCAAGAACAUAUCUUUACUUCGACAGCAAAUGUCCCCAACAAACACAAAUACCAAACCAACACCUCAAAUCCCACAACUGUCGACGACUAAGCAAGAACAACUAACUCACAUGGCCCCAGUCAAAUCGGAACCAGUGGAACCCGUAGAACAAGAAUUACCUCAAUCUCGACCUAUGGUAGAAUAUGAUGAUAAGCCUACGGACUUGAGUAUGGAGGGACCCACUGAUCUUAGUAGUAAUACAAGACAUAUCAAUAUAGUUUGUUCACCAGAUCCGCCCAUCGUGGGACCUCAUCAUUAGCGUAAAGUUUAAACUGAACUGUGCAUUACCUAGUAAUAUAACUGGUGCCAAUAACAAAAGACUUUGUUGAUUAUGUGCAAAUAGUGAUUUAAGUUAUAUUCAGUCAAUGACGUAAACAUGUUUGAACGAAUAGGUGCCUCUAAGAAUCAAUUUUUAUUUUAUUAUUCAGAUAAUGUCAUUAAAAUGCACUAUACUGCUAUAAAUCUAUUUUAAGAUAAACCUUUCGUCUCUAAAACACGAUUUUUUGCAGCUCGUAUAAGUGGAAAAAUUAAGUAUUUGUUUACAUCGCCUCGUUUUAUCAUGUUGACGUCAUUAGAACUUUUUUGUGUAUAUAGAUUAUAGUUUUAAGUUAAAAGAACAGUGCAAUUCGUAUUGUUUUAAAAGAUCACAUGGUUCCAAGAUUAACUUUGCUUUAUAUAAUUUGAAUAAUUGUAAGUAUCAGAGUAGUCUUCGGGACAUUCAGUGUUCUUCUAUUGUUUACAGCGAUUUAUGUGCCAAAAGUUGUAAGUUAUUUUCUUUGGACACAAGAAAUUUUACUUUUUGUUUUGUUACUAGAUGGAUAUUUUUUUUAAAUUCAAAAACAUAUGUUUUAUUUUCAGAAAUAUGUCAAAUUUCGAUUUUAUUUUUUUAGAAAAAUUUUGGUGACUGAGUAAUAGGUAUAACGUCUUCCAAUAAAAUAAGGCCAAUUUGUAAAUUGAUCACAGAGAAUAUUUCAACUGUGUAUUAUUAUGGCAGUUAGAGGGGAGAUUAUUAUCCUCCUAUAUUUUUUUUUAUCGAAGUAUUUUCCUCAUGUACAACUCUGAAAAGUUUUUUGUACAUGUAGACCUCACUAUUGAUCUUAUUUUCUACAUACCCCCUGAAAAUCUAAUCAAAUCUUUAUUUUAUUAGUCCUUGUUUUACAGGUUAUAACUUUAAAUCAAGGACUACCGUUCUCAAUCUCACAAGUUGGCUCUGCCAGCUUUCAAAAUUUGUUAUUAAACUGUUGGAAACAUCUUAAGCAUAAAUCAUUUUGUUUCAAUAUUAAAAUGCUAGCUUGUACCAAUCCGUUUUGUUAGGAAAAUAGGAGGAAAAUAAGUUUCCAAAAGACAACAAUCUCUUAAAUCAUUGAUACUCUUCAAACAUUCGUGACAUAUCAUUUCGGAAACCUCAUUUACCACAAUUAUACUUACUACUUAUUUCAUCUCACAUCCUUGCUUUAAUCAUCACCCCGUUCAAUCUCUUAGAUAAUAGCUAGCGCUUUGUGUGCCUAUAUAUCCAUUUAUUGGGGUGGAUUACUCCUCUUGUUCUUUUGUUAUAGUUCUUUGUUCAGUUUUCCCUGUAUUUCUUGAAGAUUUUCUAUCAUUCUCGCAUUCUUUUGGAUUUAUCUAUUUAUUUACUGGCGUAGUGUCUUCUAGGCGGUUUGAUACCAAGAGUUUACUAAAUCAGCCUCUAGCCAAACUAAAAGUUAACUAUCAUUAUCAGCUUUUAUUUAUUUCCUCCUAGAUACGGACCUGUUCCAAUUGAAUCGCUUCUGUAGAGAUCUGAUAAUAAGUUUAUUUUUGCUUAUCAAGUUUUGACCAGUUUUUAUUUAAAUAUUUGUCGUCGAAUUAUACUCGUUUUCUUUUUUUUUUAAGAUUCAUGGAAAAUUUUCAGUUAUUGUCGUUUUUCUUUGGGCAUUUUAGUUUUUUUUAGACCUUUUAGAUCAGUACCACUGUAACGUAUUUCAAAAUUUUUGACACUUGUAUUCGAGGGUAUUAUGAUUGAUUUCACCACGACUCAACUAUUUAGUUGUGAAGAGUGCGCAUACAAGAAAUUAAUAGUCGAUGAGAUUUCAAUUAUUUCCAAUUCAUGAAUAUUCCUAAAUGAUUUAUCGAAUAGCUCUGGUGAGUGCUCUCCUUUAUUUGGAGAAUAAACAGAGAAAGAAGAUAAUCUGUUCAUCCCAUCAAGAGAUUAUCACGUGGAAAAUUCCACGCGUUACAUGGUAAAUUGAAGAAAUUAUUUCGUUAAUUGGUCCGCCCAUCUUGAGACAACUUCCCGCCACAUCUCUCUCAAUUUUCAUUUCAAAUUCUAGUCUAGUUCCAACCAUCCAGAUACGACAUCCAUACAAACUUCCUCCCAUAUCUUUUUCUUCAGAUUAAUGUAUGAAUAUCCUUUCAGACUCUUCAAGUGAAACGCAGGUCUUUUUUCUACGCUAUUAAUGAACUUCUCCAUGUUUGACUGGCAGUCGCGGAGCGACUGUUUAGUCAAUGGUCUGCUUUUAAAUCAAAACCAAAUCGAUAAAGCUUUUUUACUUUUCUGUUGAGCAACUAUUGAGCUGACAGUAUGUGCGCUUUAAUAUAUUCUUUUAAACAUUUGGUACAUAACAAAACAGUUAAGCAACUACUGUAUGUAAGAGCCUUACCUUUUCUGUCUCCAGGACCGAAUUCAUGCUUUACUUUUUCACAAUCUACUGUGUAACGAUAUUUUAAAAUAAUUUUUUUAAUUCUUACAAGAAAUGUUCGAUAAUUUAUUAAGCCAUACUACUAAAUACAAAAUUAGUUUCUACUGGUAAUGUUAUAUUAAUAAUUUUGUCCCAAUCUCUCCUCUGGAUUGUCGUAAAACACAAGAAAUAUUGAAAUAUUCAUUGGAAGUUCAAAUAACAAAAAUACUAAUAAUAAAUUUUAUUCGUGCAAUAUCUAUUUUGAAAUCUAAGUGAAUACUUUAGCUUUCCAUAUUUGAUGUGUGAUAAAAAUUAGGAAGACAUUGGUUACUGAAUAUUGUGAUACAAAUUUUCGAGUCUCCCUACCCUUUUAUGGGUUAUACGACUGGAAUAUCUGGAAUGGAGCAAUAAAUCUCAGUCGCCAAAAAGGGCAGCUUUAAUUUUUUUUUCCAUUAUAAGAAACGGGAAGUGAUAAUUGUUGACAAUAUUUGGAUUUUUAAAAGUGUACAAAUUUAAUAGUUAGGACUGGAGUGUCCGAAUCAAGCAAAUUAUAAUAAUAAAACAGAAAAAUGUGACACUUCACCUUUUCUUUAAAUAACUUUUAAUGCAAAAAAUAAGAUCACGAAAUUGUGUUGAUAUCCCAGCACACUUAUGCUAAAAAUCAUUAAGUGUAAUAUAUGAAAAAAAUCCAAGUGAUUGGCUCGUUACGAAUCCGUCGUCAAAAAAACCGCGCUCUUUUGUUACCGAGAUAUUGAGUUUAUUCAAAUGAUACAGGAAAUAAUUUUAUUUUUUGCAGAACCAUGGAUUAGUAAUAAAAUGAUAAUAACAGUUUAUUUCUAUUAGCACAGCUGAUAACGAAUUAUUGCGCAUGCUCAGCGCACCGACUGUCAUUCUUCUUCUUCGUUGGUCAUCAACUUUUUUUUAUUAUUGUUUGUAAAAAUGAUUAGUUUGAUAUAUAUUACUUACCAGCUGCAACCCAAUAUUCUUUUUAUACUGUACUGUAAAGUCGACUUUACAGUCCUAGUUUGAGUCCGGAAAAUGGUGCUUUUACUUUACAGUACUCUUAAAUGUUUCCUUGUAUUUCUUAUGCCACUCGCAAAACAUCACAUAUUCUUUUUCGUACCUUUUCGAAGACUUAAUUGGAAUAAUUUGCCCUACUGCUUCUGCACUUUUCUCGGCAAUUUUAUUUGAAUUUUCAGCCAUUCUGCUAUGGGCACUAUUUCGCAAUUUUGAUUUCCUUAAGUUAUAAAUCUUGUAAUUAAUGGACAUUCUUCAAGCUCUGAUACGUUGAUUUUACAAUUUAUGAUGCAACCUUCAAUCUCGAAAUGCGAUUGACUUCAUUAAUUCAACUCGUUUUUCGUAGAAAUAUGUUUUUACUUUUUUCCUCAUUGAAAAUCUUAAACUUUUCAAAUCUAUUAUUAGUAGAGGAAAAUGUUUCCAUUAAGGAAUCCAGUGGACACGUGUUGGCACUAAUACAAGAAUGGAAAAUUCUGCUGAGCUCCAUUUAAAAUGAUGAAUAUCACCACUACACACCUGAGUCCAUAGAAUGAGAUGUGACGAGCGAGAGACGCCGUGAAGUUAUGCAAUGGGCGGUGCUCUGAGCAUGCGCAGUAACCCGUAUCAGCUGUGCUAAUGGCAAUAAACUGUUAUUUUCAUUUUAUUGCUAAUCCAUGGAAGUUCUGUAUAAAAUAAAUUUAUUUCCUCUUUAAUUUGAAUAGGCUGAAUCAUUUGGUGCCGUCUAAUAUUAAAUAAUGGAACAUUUCUUAGAAAAAAAUUAUAUAACAGAAUAACACGGAAUUUUUUCAAAUAUUACACUUAAUGUUUUUAGCAUGUAUGCUGGGGUCACGGAAGUCAGUUAAUGCAAUACAAGUUUCAAAAUAUCCGCAGGUCCGGCUUAAAAAAUAUUCCAUUUAAAAAUUAUUAUUAUAUACAAUACUUAUAGUAGUUGCCAGAUAUUGUAGUAAUUGAAGACAGUAUUUGAUGAAACUAUAAUUAACAAAUGUGUGUCAAUCUCUCAUUUUUAUAGGAUGAGACUUCACAUUUCAGUGACUUACAUGUAAAACCAAUUUUCCAAAUAUGUUAAUUUAAACCAAAGUUGGUCUGAUACAAAAACUAGAAAUAUUCUUCUACUUUUAAUAGCAGUGUUAUUUUGGAUGUUGGAAACUUAUAUAGCCAUUCUCAAUUCAUUCGCAAAAUUAUGAAUUAUCAUUGAUUACUACCACAGGAAUGUUUCAAUUUUUUUCAGCCAGAAGCUUCUUUUCAAUAUGGACCCGUCCUUCCAUUUAUUUUAUCUAGCAACGAUGAGAGAGUGUAUGCUUAACUUAUUUGUAUUGUUACAGAAAACCCACUUUUUCUACAAACUUCAAAAAAUGACAAGGUAUCACGCAUUGAUCGCAAUAUGCUGAGUGUGAUAGUUAUUUUUAAUUGUAGACUAUUUACAGGUUUUAGUAGACCCAUUGCUGAGGUAUUUCUGAUAAAAAAUAUGAAUAUCAGCUGUAUUGUUCAAAAUUUACUUAAUGUCUAGUCCCCCAUGGACACCUGGGGGCUCACCUCGACCGUUUUGGGAACCACUGCUCUACUUCCACUCUGAUUUUAUUGUUAUUUCAUUAUAUAAUCAAUCUGUAAACGCUUUUCGAUUAAUCCAUUUUCAAUCUAUCUUUGACUUCCUCAAAAAUUUUUUCUGAUUAUUUAAAAGUCUCUGUCAUCUUCAUUCUCUAACUAAAUUUCUUCAACCAGUAUGUUUAAUUCUACUGCGUUGAAACCAGCGGUGGUUCAUCAAACUAUGCUUCAAGCUACUUUAUCUGGUAGUUACAAAUAUUUUGUGUUUAUAUUUAAUAUAAAUAAAAUGGAUCAAAAAAACGUUAACGAUUAAUUGAAAACCAAAAUUUUAGAGUAACGUUGCAAACUUUUUAGUUUCUUAUAACAACACAGUGAAUUUUGAAGUAAAAACUUACUCGGUUAAAUUGUAUUUAUUAUUAUUAUUAUUGAAAAGGAUGAAGGGAAAUUUGAAGAUAAAGUAAAAUUUUUACUGGCUACCUGGCUUUAACGUGUGCAAAAAAAUACCACAUUCCAUAAUUGUGGCUAUUGCCUUAGUUUAACUUUUAUAAAUGUAAAAUAAAAAUAUAGCUGAAUUUUCCAGCUCCACUUCUGUGAUCUCUAAAAGUAAAAAAAAAUGACUCAAAAUGUGUGAUCAUAAUAGGUAUAUAUACAUAUAUUUAUAUACUUAAACAUAUUAUAUAUACAUUUGAAAAAUUAUACGUACAGGGUGGAAAGUAAUGAAACUAUUUUCUGUACCAACAAAUAUUUUAACAAAAUUUCAAUGUUGGUUUGGAAUUUUUGUAAAUUUAUAAGAGUUUUUGAAAUAAAACACAUGGCAGUAUCUAGAGUACCCCUUUUUGUUAUACUACCUUGUAUAUUUGUAUAUAUUUUACAAUUACAAAUGAAAUAUAUAGUUUACUUUCGAUUUCUAAUUGUUAAUGAUUUUGAAAAAUAAAAUGAUAC